AUAUAAGAAAUGGGGAUAGAAUAAAAAAGAUUAGUGCUUAAUCUUCUUCUCACAGGUCCCCCUCCACUGCCCUCUUUUUUCUCUCUCUUCAUCUUCACCAAUUUUUCAUCCAUAUUUUCUCUCAAAAAUUUGCCCUUUUUUCUUCUUUUGUAACCGUAUAAAAAUACUCCAAGAAACUGCUCAGAUUUUCAAGAAAGCCCUUUUUAUUAUUGACCCACAAAAGAUCUGCAGAUUUUUUGAGGGAGGUCAAAAUAUGCUGUAUGCAUAUUCACUCCGGAUGUAUUGAAGGAUUAUAGUUGUUUGGAGUAAGCUGCUAACUUAAAGAUUUAUUCUUGAUUUUGAAUGAAGUACCUAUCAUUUGAGUUUUGAUACAGUUACCGAAUUGGUCCUGAUGCAAGGUCAAAGGAGAGCAUUAAAUUCCUUCACUGAGACGAUGGAUCUAAAUCAGGAUCUUUACAAUGAUACCAAUAUGGAUCAAUCAGCUGCUUGGAAUAAUGUUUCGAAUUCAGCAGAGAGACGAUUGCCACAUAAUGCUAGGAGUUUUAGUGGCUGGGACUUGGGUGAAUCAAGCUCUAGUGCAAAUCCGCGAGAUCAGGUCUCUUGUGAUGGUUUAAAAGUAGAACCCUGUUGGCCAUCUUCACAAAAUAGUUUUGCUUCAAGCGAGGCAAGAUUAGAAGAACGUCGGUUUGAACCACCCAGUAUCCUUCGACAUGACAGAGUUAGCAAUGGUCCUGCGGGGAACCAAAUCACUUGGGAAAAUUUGAAUGUCCAGAGUUCUGAUUCUAACCAUUAUCCUGCGACCAUAAAUUUGAAUGAUAGUUAUCCCGAAAGCGAUGAUGAAGACGAGGAAGGUAUAUUUCCUAGCUUUUACAAGUCGGGCAGAUUUGCCACUGAGCCUUACCCAUCAGCAAGUAUGUCUACUGGUAAUGGCGGGACUUAUGAAAAUUCUCGAUAUAAUAAUGAUGGAUCGGGGUCUUCUAUGGGAAAUUGGGGUCCAUCUUGCAAGCGCAAGGCUUUUGAAGGGGGUACUUCUACACAGCCUUAUCCAGGUGGGAAUACAAGCUUCUUUCCACAGCCUGAGAACAUUGUUCCCCACAAUAGUCCUGCCCGUCAUAUUGCUUCUAACAGCUUGGGUAUAUCCUCAUCCUCAGCAAAUUAUCCAGGCGUUAUUCGUUCGGAACAGCUGAAUCCAAGGUUCAAUGUUGGUAUGAGAGGAUUCGUAUCUGAUGUCUUUCCUCCUGUAAACGUUUCCAGUACUAGGGAAAGCUCCACAAGAAACACUGGAGCCAGAAUAAAUUUGGGACAUCAGGAACCAGAUUCAUUUAGUUUUCCCCUAGCAGGGAACACCUUAAGGCAAUCUAAUGUUCGCUCUUUAAACCAAUCUUCUAGACCUACAUCACUUGGCGACUCAUCAGAAUUUGGAGCAUCAGUGCAGUUACCAAGAGAUUCAAGCAAUCCUUCAAACCAGUCUCAUGUGAUGCAAGGUCCUGGUUCUUUUUCAACUAGAAAUUUGCCUUCACUUUGGAAUGAUGCUCCUACAUCAAGGACAGGCAGUUCAGCAAGUUCUUUUACUGUUCCUCGAGGAAGAGGUACCGGAUUACAUGAGGAUAUAGGCUAUAGAAGCAACAUAAGAAACAAUGAUGAGCACCCCAUGUUUGCGCCAGCAACUCAGACACGAAAUAUGAUUCAAGAUCCAACUAGUUGGAGUUUAGCUACUGGGAGUUCAAGUAAUCCAGGAGGUGUUGCGUCUAGUUCUCGAGCUGGACCUAGUUCGAGUUCACAUCUUUUUCCUAAUGGAUGGCUACCCCAUCACAAUUUCUCAACACCAAAUCAGUUCAGGAUAUCAGAUUAUGCUCCCUGGAGUCUCUUUCCAUCUGGCGAGUCUGAAUCUGCUAUUCAGAGAGGACAGUUUUCGCCAUUUGCCUCAAGGCAGCCUUCUUCUCCAGAAGAAACGGCAAUAUCAUCUAGAUCUAGAAGUCAGGGUCAUAAUCACCCAUAUGGUAGGUCUGCUUAUAUGAUGGAUGUACCAGGCGACGAGGCUAAUGGUUGGCGAUCUUUAGCUGCUGAUAUUGAUGGAAGGCAGAGACUAGUAUCUGAGAUUCGUCAAGUCCUGAAUGUGAUGCGGAGGGGUGAAAAUAUCCGUGCUGAGGAUAUGAUGAUCUUUGAUCCAUUUAUAAACGGGGUUGCAGAGUUGCAUGACAGACACAGAGAUAUGAGGCUUGAUGUUGAUAACAUGUCUUAUGAGGAGUUGUUGGCACUGGAAGAACGAAUCGGUGAUGUGAAUACGGGAGUGAGUGACGAAGUCAUUUUGCAGUCUCUGAAAGAGCGAAAGUUUUCAGCAUUCAUGAGAGGACUUCCAUCACUUGAGCCUUGCUGCAUAUGUCAGGAAGAAUAUGUGGUAGGGGAGAGUAUCGGGACAUUGGAUUGUGGGCACGACUUUCACUCUCACUGUAUUAAGCAGUGGUUGCGACAAAAAAAUACUUGCCCCAUCUGUAAAAUGACGGGUAUAGGUUCAUGAAAGGCCCUUCAUAUCCUCGGAGAUGCUAUUUUUUUCGGGGAAAAGGAUCAUUGCAGUUUGUUGCUUUGAUUCAUAACUUUUUACAUACUAUUGUAACUUAAUUUCUCCUCCAAGAACACAUUCUCCAGUACUCAUGAACUACAUCAUUUGGCGAGGAAUUGCAAGUUCUAAAGCAUUUCAUGAAACUUUAGAUAAUUGCAAAAGUUAUAUUUGAUA
Molecule: messenger RNA, 2734 nt
Organism: Daucus carota subsp. sativus
Lineage: Eukaryota; Viridiplantae; Streptophyta; Magnoliopsida; Apiales; Apiaceae
Product: E3 ubiquitin-protein ligase MBR2
Exons: 7
Coding region: 392-2518 (708 amino acids)
Molecular function (GO): ubiquitin protein ligase activity
Source: RefSeq, a predicted model, not a curated record